Messenger RNA from Neltuma alba, 1333 nucleotides. RefSeq names its product dihydroflavonol 4-reductase-like. Lineage: Eukaryota; Viridiplantae; Streptophyta; Magnoliopsida; Fabales; Fabaceae. The coding region runs from base 138 to 1136 and encodes 332 amino acids. Gene Ontology annotation, biological process: anthocyanin-containing compound biosynthetic process. The record is from RefSeq and is a predicted model, not a curated record. The transcript is spliced from 6 exons. Gene Ontology annotation, molecular function: dihydroflavanol 4-reductase activity.
CGUCUUCACCUACCUAAAAUCUCUUUACUUCUUCGUAUAAUAACACCACUGUAGCUGAUUGGCAGCCCUUCGUGUUGUUCAUCCUCUCUUUUUGCAACUCUUCGUUUUGUGAUCACGCAGAAGAACAACACAUUGUUAUGGAUUCUGAUUCAGUAGUCCCAAAGACCGUUUGUGUCACUGGGGCUGCUGGCUUCAUCGGUUCCUGGCUUGUCAUGAGACUACUCCAACGUGGCUAUACUGUUCGAGCCGCCGUGCGUGACCCUGAUAACAUGAAGAAAGUAGAGCAUUUGCUAGAUUUGCCUAACGCCGACACACACUUGACUCUGUGGAAGGCAGACCUUACCCAGGAGGGAAGCUUCGACAAUGCCAUCAAUGGCUGCAUUGGAGUUUUCCAUGUGGCUACACCUUUCAAUCUUGAAACCAAGGACCCUGAGAAUGAAAUGAUAAAACCAACAAUCAAUGGUUUAUUGGACAUUAUGAAAGCAUGCGUGAAGGCCAGAACAGUGAGAAGAUUGGUGUACACAUCUUCUGCUGGAACUCUUAGUGCCACGGAGCACCUGAAACCUGUGAUUGAUGAGACUUGCUGGAGUGACGUUGAGUUCUGUCUUAAAGCAAAGAUGACUGGCUGGGUAUAUUUUGUUUCAAAGACAUUGGCAGAGCAAGAGGCAUGGAAAUUUGCCAAAGAGCAUAACAUGGAUUUCAUCAGUGUAAUUCCUCCUCACGCGCUUGGCCCUUUUCUCAUGAAUUCAAUGCCUCCCAGUUUUUUCACCUCUCUUUCCCUCAUCACAGGGGAUGAAGACCGUUAUUCAAUCCUAAAGAAAGGCCACUUUGUUCAUUUAGAUGAUCUUUGUAUGUGUCACAUAUUCUUGUUUGAGCAUCCUCAAGCAGAAGGAAGAUACAUAUGCUCCUCCCAUGAGGCCACAAUUCAUGAAAUUGCCAAGUUGCUCAGUCAAAAAUACCCAGAGUACAGUGUCCCCACCAAGUUUGGGAAUAUUCCGGAGGACUUGGAGAUUGAGCACUUUUCUACCAAGAAGAUAAAAGAUUUAGGGUUUCAGUUUAAAUAUAGUUUAGAGGAUAUGUUCACCGCAGCCAUUGAUACUUGUAGAGAAAAAGGACUUCUCCACAACCGUGCGUAAGCUCUCGCUUAUGGCACAACUGAUUAAAACUGAACAUGAUAUGUACUUUGUGUUUGUGAGAGCCUUGGCUCUUCUAUUUAGUUCUUUUCUUUCUUUUUGUGUGCUUUCUAACAUAUGAAAUGAAAAUUUAGGCGAGUUGGAUACUUAAACUUCAUGAGGAUAAAUGAAAUUAUAAUAACAGUAAGCAUGAUGUUCCA